AUGGGUAACGGUACUAAAAUUCUCGCUACUGGCGCAAUUGCGGCAGGUGGUCUCUACUACUAUGACCAGAACGUGCAACCAAUCUUCUCCCGUAGAAAGGUUCCCCCUGCUCCUAAUUCCACCUACACCUCAACUUACGGUAAGCAGGCUGAUCCAUUCGAAGAGAGAACGAAUGAACUUGACCUGCGUGUGUCGACAUACAAGACACCUCAGCAAAAGAAGAUUUCUCAAAAGGCUGAAAAUGCCUAUGAUUCGAUCAAGCACUCUUCGUUGGUCAACAAGUUGUCAUCCAAAUCGGACGAAUUGGAGAACAAAUUGGACGACCACAACAAGAACGCGUUGGUUCGUCUUGGCGACAAGUACAUUGACUUGGUCAACAAGGUGAGUGGCGAUGGUCCCAUCUCCGAGCGUGAGUUGCGUGAACGUGCCAACAGACUCCAGGCGAGAGCCGACAGGGAGGCUUCUUCAUGGUUCAAUUGGUUCGGAGCCAAGAAGGACGAGGCCGGCGACAGAUUGGAUGACGCCAGAAAGCACGCCGAAAGAGAAAAGAAGUCGUGGUUCUCGUGGGGUGAGAAGAAGGCUGACGAGGCUUCCGACAAGGUUGAGGCCAAAAAGAAUGAGUUGUCCAAGGAGGCUUCAUCAUGGUCUUCUUGGGGCCAGAGAAAGAAGGACGAGGCUGCCAACAAGUUAGAUAAGGAAGCAUCGUCGUGGUCUUCUUGGGGCGAAAAGAAGAAGGAUGAAGCUGCCGACAAGUUAGACAAGGAAGCAUCGUCAUGGUCAUCUUGGGGCUCGAAGAAGAAGAACGAGGCCGAAAGAGAAGUCGACCGCACCAAGAAGGACUGGGCUGACAGUGUUGAAGACACCAAGAGAGCUGCUGAGGAACGUUACAAUGCGUCCAAGGAUGCUUUGUCUAGCACCUACAACCAGGAGAAGCAAAGAGCCAUUGACCAGUACAACAGAUCAAAGAAUGCAUUGGACGACUUGACCCAAUCUUUCGCCGACAAGACACAUGCACUUUUCAAGACGCCUGAACCUGAAAAGGAGGAGAAGUUGCGUCGUGCUCGUGCUGACUUGAAGAGCUCUCUUCAAAACUUGAAGUCGUACGGCGGCGAUGUCAUUGACGAUGUCACUUCCAAGUUCAAGUAG
Molecule: messenger RNA, 1146 nt
Organism: Meyerozyma guilliermondii ATCC 6260
Lineage: Eukaryota; Fungi; Ascomycota; Pichiomycetes; Serinales; Debaryomycetaceae
Gene: CSP37
Product: Csp37p
Exons: 1
Coding region: 1-1146 (381 amino acids)
Source: RefSeq, a predicted model, not a curated record